Molecule: messenger RNA, 4152 nt
Organism: Eimeria necatrix
Lineage: Eukaryota; Apicomplexa; Conoidasida; Eucoccidiorida; Eimeriidae
Product: dual-specificity phosphatase, catalytic domain-containing protein, putative
Exons: 17
Coding region: 1-4152 (1383 amino acids)
Biological process (GO): translation
Cellular component (GO): cytosolic large ribosomal subunit; ribosome
Molecular function (GO): structural constituent of ribosome; RNA binding
Source: RefSeq, a predicted model, not a curated record
AUGGUGAGCCGCUCGGCCCAGCUGCCCAACGCCCACUUCCGCAAGGACUGGCAGCGCUUCGUCCGCACCUGGUUCGACCAGCCCGCGCGCAAGCAGCGCCGCAGACUCCAGCGACAAAAAAAAGCUGCCAAACUCGGAGUCCGACCGUUGGGCCUGCUGCGGCCAGCUGUGCGCUGCCCCACGCAGAAGUACAACAUCAAGCUGAGGGAAGGGCGCGGCUUCACCCUGGAGGAGCUGAAGGCCGUGGGCAUUUCCCCCCGAGUGGCCUUGUCCAUUGGCAUUGCUGUGGACCACCGCCGCCGCAACAGAAGCCAAGAGUCUCUUAACACAAAUGUGAAUCGCCUCAAACUCUACCUCAGCAAACUGGUUCUCUUCCAGCGCGGGUCUAAGGCGAAGAAGGGUUUGGCUGGCGUGCCUGCGGACACCCCCAAGUCGCAAAUUCAAAACGUGAAACAGGCGAAAAUUGCGGAUUCGCUGCCGAUCGAGCGGCCCCGGAAGAAGAUCCGCGCCAGGGUGAUAACGGAGGAAGAGAGGAAGUUCCGCGCCUAUGCCACUCUCAGGAAGCAGCUCAGAGACGCGAAGAACGUUGGCAAGCACGCCAAGAAGCUCGCAGAGGAAGCAGAGGCAGCAAACAAGGGCCCCCUGAACCCCACAGUGACUGCACUGGCUGAGGCCUUGACAAGAAACCAGCAAGAGUUGGAGAAGUUAAAUGCAAGUCUGAGGGAGCGAAUUUCGCUUUCUAGGGGCCCCCAGGGGGGCCCCCAGGGGGGCCCCCAGGGGGGCCCCCAGGGGGGCCCCCAGGGGGGCCCCCAGGGGGGCCCCCGGGGAGCCAAGAGGGGGCCCCCCGAAGAGGGGCCCCCCAGCAGAGGCCUUUCUCCGGGGGCCCCCCGCAGGCCCCUGGGGGCCCCCUCUGUGCGCGCGAGGGCCAGCAGCAGGGGGGCCCCCCAGGGACCUGGAGGGGGGCCCCCGCAGUCCCGGGGGCCCCUCAAGGGGCCCCCCGGGAGGCACUCUCUGGGGGCCCCCCAGGGGGGCCCCCAGGGGGGCCCCCUGGGGGGCCCCCAAGAUGAAAUAACGGAAGAAGAGAAGAUUCGGUUUAUGUUGGCUCUUGAAGAAGUGGAGAGGCAAUUUGGGGAGAGGCUGGAGCAGUGCGUGUCAGUAAUGCCCCAAGAGCUGUCCAAAAAGGUGGCGGAGGCGGGGCCCCUCGAGGAGAAGCUGCAGCAGCUGCGCGCUGCUUUGCUGCAGCUAACAAGAGAGGCCAGAGAGACGGGACUUUCUGCUGCUGACAGAGAGGAGCUCCGGGCGCUCAAGGCCCACAGAAAGCGAGAAGCAAAUCUGCAGGCCGCCCUCACAGAUGCCCGGGCCAAACUAACUGCCACAAAAGAACAAGUCUCCCGCCUGCGGCGGCUGCUGCUGCCGCUGCAGCACAGCAUUGGGGCUUAUGUUGCGCUGCAGCGGGGGGGCCCCUCCGCAGGGGGGGCCCCCCUAGAGGGUACAGGGGGCCCCAGUGGGGCCCCCUACGUCCCCUACCGCCCCGCAGUGCCCGCCAUAGAGGGCCUCGGGGGGCCCCCUGACUUAGAGGGGCCCCUGCAGCUCUUUGAGGGUUUAGAGAGGGGGGCCCCCCUAGCUUCCCUCUCCAGCCCGUGCACCCCAAGACCCUCCCCGUGUUUCGGGAAGAAGUCGGCUGCGAAGCCUCCGGAAAAGAAGGAAGAGGCCGCCGAGAAGCCGGAGAGUCCCGUUGAACCCCCCGCAGAAGACGCAGGAGAAGAGGCGGAGCAGCCAGCAGAAGCCGAAGCCCCACAAGACCCAGAGGAAGGGGGGGCCCCGGGGGCCCCCCAGGACGAGGAGGAAGAGGCCCCUCCAGACCUGGAGGAAGAGGCCCCUCCAGACCUGGAGGAAGAGGCCCCUCAGGACCUGGAGGCGCUUCGGCGGGAAGUGUCGGAGCUGAAGAGGGAAAGAGAAGAACUGCAGCAAAAAGUUGAAGAGGCUGAGCGCAAAGCAGCAGAACUUGAAGACCAGCUGCGCCGCCUGCCGAGCCAAACCCGGCAGCAGCUCCAGGAGGCGCCCUCGGGCCUCACUGAGCGCCCUUCGGAGCUGCAGCAGGCCUCUGGCUCGCCCCGGGCCCUCAGCAGCAGCGAGGGGCCCCCCGGGGGCCCCCUGCAGCACGAGGACUCUGGGGAGGCAGCCCGGCCUGCGUCGCCGUCGCAGUCAGGGGCCCCGGGGCCCCGGGCAUUCCGUAGGCAGCCCUCUGCUCGCUCGCGGGGGGCCCCCCCUAAAGAGGCUGAGGCCGCAGCCUCCAGGACCCCCACAGCCGCCGGGUCCCCACAAGAUGCCACUUCGGAGAAAGAUGGCCAGUGGGGCCCCAGGGAUACCCCGCAGGAGACGCGGGAGGGCACCACUGAUGCUGCUGCUGCUUCUAAAGAAGACGGAGAAGCCACAGAAGAGCCUCCCGAGCCCAGAGCCGUUCGCUCGCUGCUCUCCGACGAAGACAGAAAUGCAGAACGGCAGCCACGCGAGCCUCCAGAAAAGGCCGACACGAAAUCCCUCACUGGGGUAAUGGCCAUCUCGAAGCCGCCUUCGAAAGAAAGUUCUUUCCAAAGACUCCGAAAACGGCUGAGCCGCACCUUUUCCCCCAAGGAGGAACGCGCAGCUUCCAAAUUGUCCAGCGGACUUGGAAGGACUCUGAGGUCUCAGAACUCCUGCGUGAAGUGCGAAGCCCUUGCAGAGGAAAGGGCGGCGCUGCGCGCAGAACUCAAGGCCGCCCAGGCCCGCUGCGAACAACUCAAUUUGGAGAUCCUGCAAGUCACUGAAAAGAAGCGCCUGCUCAUAGAAAAGGUGGUAGACGACCACCUCAAGGCCGAGCGAGCUCGGCUGUUCUACCAGGGGCGGCGGAAAGGCCUGGAAAUGCGCGUUGCUGCUUUGGUGGACAAGGUCUUCGAAAUGGAGAAGGCUGCGCCAACGCUAAGUUGGCCCCCCCGCCGCGCCCGUGCCCCGGCGGAGUCCUUCGCCUUUCCUCACGGCGCAGAGGAGGCAGCGGAAGAGCACAGACGCCGCGACACGCAGUUGAUUCCGCCUUACGUCUUUGUCGAGCUUCCUGAGUCCCCGGAUAUGUCGGGAGAUGAACAACCUCCGAGGCGACGGACAGUCUUGGUGCCUGUGCACUUGUUUGACGAAGAAGCAAUGCAAAAGGCGGCGCAGCGCUCUGAGGCAGCUGCCACCAGGCGGCCCACAGUUGCACUGCCGCGGUACGUAUUCGACGAAGACGCCAUGCUGAAGUCUCAGAAGAGGGCAGACACAGACGGGAGGAGGCAGACUGUGGCUGUUCCUGCUUACUUGUUUGACGAAGCUGCUGCUGAGAGGGCAAGGCAGAGGAAAGUUGCAGCUGCAUCACCUCGCCGCCCCACAACUGUUCUGCCCGCCCACGUAUUUGAUGAAGAGGCUCUCCGCAAGGCCCAGGCCAGGGCGGAAAACACUGAGAGAAGACCCACCGUGCCGGUUCCCGCGUAUCUGUUCAAAGAGCCCAAGGGGGAGAACCGCAGGCCCAGCACCUUCAUUCUGCCCGCAGACCUUUUUGCGGAGGGCCAGCAAGAGCCCUCCGCACCCCCCACUUCGCCACCGGCUCAAGAGACUAGCCGCCAGUCCUCUCUCUUUCCUUAUAGUUUGUUCAGCAGCCUCAGCAGGCAAAGUCGGGACCAGGAGCAGAAGCAAGAAAGCGAUGCUUCCGGCCCAGCGUCGCGAGGACCCUCGGUUGAUGACUCGCAACAUGAAUCGCGCAAAGUCUCACCUGUGGAAGUCCCCGAGUCGGAGCCCGAAGAGGCCGCCGAGUCCCCAGAACCUCCUCAAGGGACUCGUGUCCGUCCUCUGUCUCAGCCGUCUUCGCGGGAGAGCAGCAGCUCCUCGCAAAGUGCUUCGCCCUCUGAGUCCACAGCCAAAGAACCAGAGCAAGCGGCGCCGACCAAGCAAGAAAGAAGGGGUGCUGAUUCAGCAGCACAAAUUAGGUGUGCUUGUUUUGUUGCUUGUGCGCACGUGUGCUCAUGUGCAACUGCGGGGUGCAUGCACGCAUGUGAAUAUAUUUGUGCCGUUGCUUUUGCUGUUUGCCAGGCGCUGGGGCACGUGGAGGGAAAACGCCGAUACAAAAUGCGGAGUCAUUUAUAA